CCUUGGCCAAUCAGCUCUCGGCCCUGGCAGCUAUAAUAUAGAACUAAAGGCAGACUCCUCUCACUAGCGUCUUGCUUUGCUACCAUUAAAAUCAGACCCUUUUUUUGUCUCUCGAUUGCUGUCUCCCGACCAAACUCCGAUGUGUUCCGUUAUCAGCGACCUAAAGCCUGCCAUUCCAGCACCUGUCUUGCUAGGGAUCGGUGGAUAGUAUACGAUUCAGAAAGCAGACAAGGACAUAGGAGGAGAGAGAGCUCUAGAGAGACAGCCAGGGAUAGGCACAGAGAGCUUUGAAGUAAUUGGAUUCAAUGGACGAAAUGCUGCUGUUGACAAGAAUUCUCUUGGUGGGCUUCAUCUGCGCUCUUUUAGUCUCCUCUGGGCUGACUUGUGGACCAGGCAGGGGCAUUGGAAAAAGGAGACACCCCAAAAAGCUGACCCCUUUAGCCUAUAAGCAGUUUAUUCCCAAUGUGGCAGAGAAGACCCUAGGGGCCAGUGGAAGAUAUGAAGGGAAGAUCACAAGAAACUCCGAGAGAUUUAAAGAACUAACCCCAAAUUACAACCCUGACAUUAUUUUUAAGGAUGAAGAGAACACGGGAGCUGACAGACUGAUGACUCAGCGCUGCAAGGACAAGCUGAACGCUCUGGCGAUCUCGGUGAUGAACCAGUGGCCCGGGGUAAAGCUGCGGGUAACCGAGGGCUGGGACGAGGACGGCCACCACUCCGAGGAGUCCCUGCACUACGAGGGCCGCGCCGUGGACAUCACCACCUCGGACCGGGACCGCAGCAAGUACGGCAUGCUGGCCCGCCUGGCCGUCGAGGCUGGCUUCGACUGGGUCUACUACGAGUCCAAGGCGCACAUCCACUGCUCCGUCAAAGCAGAAAACUCAGUGGCGGCCAAAUCCGGGGGUUGCUUCCCUGGCUCGGCCACGGUGCACCUGGAGAAAGGUGGGACCAAGCUGGUGAAGGACCUGAGACCUGGAGACAGGGUGCUGGUGGCUGACACCGAAGGCCGUCUGCUCUACAGCGACUUCCUCACCUUCCUGGACCGCGAGGACGGCUCCCACAAGCUCUUCUACGUCAUCGAGACUCGGCAGCCCCGGGCCCGGCUGCUGCUGACGGCCGCCCACCUCCUCUUCGUGGCCCCCCAGCAGAACCAGUCCCAGGCGGGGAGCGCCAGCAGCCGGGCGCUGUUCGCCAGCCGCGUGCGGCCGGGCCAGCGCGUCUUCGUGCUGGGCGAGGGCGGGCAGCGGCUGCUGCCGGCGGCCGUGCACCGCGUGUCGCUGCGGGAGGAGGCGUCGGGCGCCUACGCGCCGCUCACCGCCCAGGGCACCAUCCUCAUCGACCGCGUGCUGGCCUCGUGCUACGCCGUCAUCGAGGAGCACAGCUGGGCGCACUGGGCCUUCGCUCCCUUCCGCCUGCUCCAGGCCCUGCUGGCCGCCCUCUGUCCCUCCGGGGAGGGGUCCCCCAUGGGAGACCCCACGGCCCCCGGCAUCCACUGGUACUCUCGGCUCCUCUACCGCAUCGGCAGCUGGGUGCUGGAUAGUGACUCUCUGCACCCGCUGGGCAUGAUGGUGUCGUCCAGCUGAGGGGAACCUGCGCCAUCCCGCCAGGCUCUAAUGGAGAGACAGAGACAC
Molecule: messenger RNA, 1631 nt
Organism: Haemorhous mexicanus (house finch)
Lineage: Eukaryota; Metazoa; Chordata; Aves; Passeriformes; Fringillidae
Gene: SHH
Product: sonic hedgehog signaling molecule
Exons: 3
Coding region: 306-1583 (425 amino acids)
Biological process (GO): protein autoprocessing; smoothened signaling pathway; oligodendrocyte differentiation
Molecular function (GO): calcium ion binding; patched binding
Source: RefSeq, a predicted model, not a curated record